UAUUGGCCUCCUCGAAGUUUUCACCGUCUUGACGCCUCGUGGAUCGAACCAAUCCAUCGCAAGCCACGUGGCGAAUACCCUCUCACUGUAGCCGUAGAUUUCCCGCGGAUCGUCGCGUAAGGAUCAAUCAGACUGGGACUCCCUAUUAAAAGGGAGUCGUUGUAACGCUCUCUUUCUCUGGUCUUCGUUUUUAAACGACAGAAUUUGGAUUUUCUUGGAGAGGUCGCAAAGGCCAAGAAGCAGUUCGAAAAUGGCGGACGCAGAAACCAAACGACCAACAGAGACGGAUGAUGAGAAAAGUCUAAAGUAUCUGGAUUUUGUGCAAGUGGCGGCGAUCUACAUCGUGGUCUGCUUCUCCACCCUCUACGAGUACGCCAAAGAGAGCUCCGGCCCACUCAAAUCGGGCGUCGAGGCCGUCGAAGGCACCGUCAAAACCGUUAUGGGACCGGUCUACGAGCGGUUCAACGACGUCCCCUUCGAGCUCCUCAAGUUCGCCGACCGCAAGGUGGACGAGUCCUUGAGGGAGUUGGACAGGCACGUGCCGUCGCUGGUGAAGCUGGCAUCGAGCCAGGCAUUGACGGUGGCUCAUAAGGCGCCGCAGGUGGCGCGAGCCGUGGCCUCGGAGAUGCAGCGGGCCGGCGUGGUGGACGCCACGAAGACAAUUACGAGGACCGUGUACACCAAGUACGAGCCGACGGCGAAGGAGCUGUACGCGAGUUACGAGCCGGUGGCCGAGCAGUACGCGGUAGCGGCUUGGCGAUCGCUGAAUCGGCUCCCGAUGUUCCCCCAGGUGGCUCAGAUCGCCAUCCCCACGGCGGGUUACUGGACCGACAUGUACAACCAUGCGGUUUGUUAUUCGGCCGAGAGGGGGUACGCCGUGGCGGAAUAUAUGCCGUUGAUUCCCAAGGAGAAGAUCGCCAAGGCUUUUGAAGAGACCGAUGGUGGGCCCUCGGCCAAUGGUGAAGCUGCCGCCGUGGCGCAGUGACCAUGGUUUAUAUUAGUUUUCGUUAAGAAGGGGAAAAAUAGUUGGUUGAUGUUGGCUUGUGGUUAGCUAAACCCCACGGUGAUUUUCUUAUACUGUUGAGUGUGGACCACAGCUAUCUGAUUUUGAUUUCGUUUUUGUUUUUGUUUUUGAGACUUCGAAAUAAUGUCGAAAUUAUUUGGUUCAUGCGAAAAA
Alnus glutinosa is the source of this 1177-nucleotide messenger RNA. Its product is annotated as stress-related protein. The transcript has 3 exons. The record is from RefSeq and is a predicted model, not a curated record. Lineage: Eukaryota; Viridiplantae; Streptophyta; Magnoliopsida; Fagales; Betulaceae. The coding region runs from base 251 to 985 and encodes 244 amino acids.